Coregonus clupeaformis (lake whitefish) is the source of this 1749-nucleotide messenger RNA. Its product is annotated as voltage-gated hydrogen channel 1. The transcript has 6 exons. Gene Ontology annotation, biological process: proton transmembrane transport. The coding region runs from base 117 to 803 and encodes 228 amino acids. The record is from RefSeq and is a predicted model, not a curated record. Lineage: Eukaryota; Metazoa; Chordata; Actinopteri; Salmoniformes; Salmonidae. Gene Ontology annotation, molecular function: voltage-gated proton channel activity. Gene Ontology annotation, cellular component: plasma membrane.
CAGCUGUGAAACACAUAAGUGCCAAUUCAUCCUGACUGUUGAGUAGUCGUUCAUAUACUUUAAGGAGGCAGGAAAACAAUCUCUUUUUGGUGGGCCACCCAUCCCCCUGCAUCACCAUGUCCAAGUACCUGAAGCAUUUCUCCACGGUAGGUGAUGACCACACAACCCAGUGGCAGGAUGAGGAGCUGCAUGAGGCUAGUGAGGAGCUGGGACCAGCCACAGGACAGAUGCCCCUGGGGGAACUCACCUUCAGAGACUCCCUGAAGAGGCUCUACAGCGCCAACAGAUUCCAGAUAGUUGUGGUGUGCCUGGUCAUCCUGGAUGCCAUCUUUGUGCUGGUCGAGCUACUGAUCGACGUGUCAAUCAUCGAUUUGGAGCAUGGACACAUUGCCCCUCAGGUGUUCCACUACCUGAGUCUGGCUCUUCUCACCUUCUUCAUGGUGGAGCUGGCUGGGAAGCUCUUUGCUUACCAGCUUGAGUUUUUCUAUCACAAGUUUGAGGUGUUUGACGGACUGGUGGUGAUUGUGUCCUUCAUCCUGGAUGUUGUGUAUACAGCCAGUGAAGAUGCUUUUAACGCCUCCAUGGGCCUCCUGAUCCUCCUCAGACUCUGGAGGGUGGCCAGGAUAGUCAACGGUAUCCUGUUGUCUGUGAAGACAAGGGCCGAUCACAAAGUUCACAAGCUGAAGGAGAGCAAUGAUAAACUGGUCCUGCAAGUUAAUGAGCUACAAGAGCGCAGCGGCAAGACGGAACAAGAGAACAGUAAACUACGGGCUCUCCUGCGACAGCAUGCAAUUGAGUUCUGAUGCAGGAAGAGGAACAAGAUGCCAUUUUCAUUAUCCACUUAUAACAUUUUAUUGGAAUUGAUCAAUAAACAAGGGUAUAUUCUGAAAAGUGUUGACCAUCCAUACACCAUUUGUGUCAGUAAUUCCACCAUGACAGGCGCUUACACUGUCCAGAUAGAUAGGUCCCUGUUUGUACUCUUGCCAACUCAAUUGCUGUCAUUGUCAAACCAAACAUUUGGCAUGACAAUGAAUGACAAGGAGUUGGUAUGAUAGCACAAAGACUGGCACUCAGGCUAGAUAGAUUCCACAUGAUUAGGUCAACCUUCCAACCAUUAUCUGCAUAUUUAAGCAGAUUUUAAAAGCUGAUCAGAUUUCAUUGAUUAGUAUGAUUCAUAUCAUAUGCCAGUAUCCCACUUUGCAAUGAGCAUACGUCUUAUUUGAGAUAUAUAUAUAUAUAGAUAUGGAUUUAUGUGCUAUGCCUUUACUCAGUUAAGCAAUGAAUUGACAGCUAAUGUUUUGUACAUAACAUCCUGUAAUGAAUUUGUUGCAUCUUGCUGUUUUUCUGAAUCCCACUGUUGCUUGCUAUGCAAAGACAAUACAAGUAUGAAUCACUGUGAAAGUAUUAUGAAAUGUUGUUAAAAAUAAAAAAGAAUUCUCCAGCUAUCUCAUUUGAUCUAAACUACAGUAUGUACAAAUAAAUAACAGCAUUUGAGUGCCAUCAGAGAACCAUCAGUGCAAAAUCAGGGUUUUUUUGCCAUACAUUUUGGUCAGUGUACCAGGUGACUAAAGAGAGGCGCUGUUCCAAUAUCCACACUAGCAUUUCACUAAGAAUUAAGCAAUGUAUUGACCAUGCAUUCUAAGACAUAUGCUGGUGAGGAUAUUAAAACAUAGCCGCGGUUUCUCGUGUGUGUGUGUGUGUGCGCAACACCUGCCCACUCUUCCGUCUGUCAGUCGUUCACACAAAAGG